This is a messenger RNA of Ectocarpus sp. CCAP 1310/34, 2731 nucleotides long. Lineage: Eukaryota; Phaeophyceae; Ectocarpales; Ectocarpaceae. The record is from the annotation of a GenBank genome assembly.
CGUUUACGAUGUGGAAUAUCUUCCUCCGACGUACAGCGUAGAGGAGGAUGUCAUGGCAUUGGAAGACAGGAGAAGAGGCGUUCCGGAGCUCCGGGGGGGAGGAUGUCCUCCCCCCUGUAUCGAUCGAGAGGCAUCGGGCGGGGGGGUGGAGAUGGCCCGGGCGCGGGCGUCAUCUGAGAUGCAGCGCUGGGGUAGGGCUCCGGGAUGGCCAGCCGGAGAGAUAUCUGAUGCGUGUCAACCAGGGACAUUGCAGGCGGUUUUAUUUGUUUUUGUUCCCUUGUGACGUCGGGGGUGGGGGGUGGGGGGGGGCACCGUGGGCGUCAAGGGCCCCGGGUGCUCCGGGCAGGUCACUUACGUACCGGUAGCGAACAUUGACCUGGCCAUCGCGCCGAGCGUGUCUAUUUUCGCUGGAGAGAUGUUUGUCAGGGGCGUGGUUCUGUCAAGCCCGUCUGGUCAUGAUCAUAUGCAUAUCUAGUAUUAACUAUUGUAUCACGGGUGUGACAUGAAGCACUGUCGAGGCCAAUUUUAUCGUCGAAAGUUGCUGCUGUCAUCGCCCUCCUCGUCAUGGCUCGCCUCGGCGACGGUUCGUUCUUUUUUGCCCGCUGUAUCGUUUGGGCCGUCCCCACGACUUGUGUGCUGUCAGCCGAGUGAGAGGAAGAACGCCGUUCCUGGGUUUCCUCCCCUGAUAAUUUGAGGGUACGUAAAAUCCCUCCGGGGACCUUGUGUGGUGGCUGUUUUGGUCUCUCGUCGCUUACAGCCCGGUGGUUGUUGCCGACCUGGGUGUGUUGUGGUGAGGGCGGGUUUCCUGCUGGGCAAUGAUGGUGCUGGAAUAAUCUCCUAGCUGACGUGAUAUUCGUGUAACCGGAGAACGCGAGUCGAUCGCUUCGGCGGUCGCAUCAUACGAUACGUACAAACUUCGGGCGCAUAGUGCUUUAUGGUACUCUUAUACUUUAUGCGCAACAUACAUCGGGGGGGAGGGGGGUAGAAGUUGAGUAUUCCGACUUAUUUGGUAUACUGGAGCGCCCGCUCAUCGGUGUUGGUGUGAGUUUUCGUAUCCGGUGGAGUUGAAGCAAUGUUCAGACAGAAAGUACAUGCCCAUAAUGUUUUAGAUACAUGUAUCGCCACCACCACGUUGUGGGGCGUUGCCGGAUAAACACGGGAGCGCCCGUUAAGGUGUGUGGUUGCUCGCUGCCCCACAAGGCACGGUUGUGAUUCGUUUCGGAAUAUGCACCAGGCAUCUUGUCCAGUCCCAGCCUGCGGGUGAGCUCGUGGCGAACACGUCUUCUCCUUUGGCGGGCGCCAACAUCGUUGUAGGUGUGGGUGUGUCUUUGGCCUCGAUACAACGUGUAUAGUCCCAAGCGGCCGCCACCAGCUAGAGCAUAACGGCACCGUGCCCGAAGAAAGGCAGGUGGUUUUCAUUGCUGCAAGUGGGAGGCCGGCAACGGCUGAUGGGCACCCACUUCUGCACCUCGCCGUUCCCAGUUUCUUUUUCAACGUUCGUAGAUGGUGAAGGGGUAAAUGGACACCAACCACUUCUCUGAACAGCUUUCGGUGCAGUUCUCUUUAGGUUCGGUUUCCCGAACGAAGUAAACAGAUGCGGCAGAAGUGUUCCUGGACCAUCCCCAAAGAUCCUGGCGCGUUGAGGUUCGGCCGACGGCAUGAAGGAUAGUGGCUUUCGCCAAAGGGUUGCCGCUACAUGGGGCGCGUCCGUAAGUUUGAGGUUAAAAGCCCCUGCGGCGCGUGAUAAGGGAGUGCCUGUGUUUGAAAGGUUUUCGGCGCCUUGUAGUUCGUGAAGCUGGCAUGCAUACGUGCUUUGUUUUGGGGGGCGGUGGGGUUAAUGUGAGACGAUGCCUGUUCGGCGUGUGUUGUCCUUCAUUGUUUUUCACGGGAGGUGCGAUGCCGCACUAGCAGCAGCAGCAGCAGCAGUAACCUGUACGCUUUGACUGACGCUGCGUUUUUUUUUUUCUCUUUCCAACUUGUUUUGGGUGUCGACUUGUUAGAUGUCGGGCAGAGGGGUUCUUUGGAGUCGGACGUGCGGGCCUCUUUUUUUGCAGCCUUUGGCAGUGUUGGUUGAUUACGGUGACUGUUCCGUGGUGAAGAAAGAAGGCGACAGAUAGGCGACAGGGGAUGAAUGCGAUACUUCUACUCGACAAGAGAGUGGACAGGUCAUCAUUCAUGCUUGUUUGUUGUCCCGAUACAGUAAAUAAUCCGCUCUUCAUUCUUCGUUGUAUUCUGGUGUAAUGCUUGUAUGCGCGUGUGUGUGGGUGUUCUUUUUCAUCCGAUUGAUGCUGUAUUCUUAUGCCCGUAAUGGCAGAAACAGCGAGCGGUGUGUCUGUGAGUGGAGGAGGAGCAGACGACCCGGCAGAACGAAGCGCAGGAACAUCGUCGUGCUUCGUGAUGGGAUGGACAAGUGUAGAAGAACGUGUGCCGGCGCCGUUGUUGCAAGUAUGAAGUGUCUACAAAUGAAGGAGUGAAUGGAUGCGCGUGAUUGUUACUAUGGUAGUUAUAAAUACGUACACGGGCUUCAGUUGAUUGAGGCCCCCGGGGGGAUAUUAUGAUGAUAGUUAGCAUCAUUUAUAUGCAUACAGGGAAAAACUCAUGGUCCAAUAUGUCAACAAAAGUACCUGGGUGAUUGCGUUUGUACCCGCCUGGCGGGGGUACCCUGAAGGGUACAGUAGGGUCAAUAAUGCCAUUCGUUAGUUCUUACGGGAGAAGAAUUUAUAACCCAGAG